Messenger RNA from Strongylus vulgaris, 327 nucleotides. NCBI's taxonomy places the organism in Eukaryota, Metazoa, Nematoda, Chromadorea, Rhabditida, Strongylidae. The record is from the annotation of a GenBank genome assembly.
UAUGAUCUGAUGUUGGAGUGUUGGCGAUAUGUAGCGCGUGAUCGCCCUACAUUCCGACAAAUUGUUGAACAUCUCAUACCGCUAGCUAGUGAGCAGUUCCGAGAGGCUUCUUGGAUCUAUAAUCAUCCAACCACUGAAUAUCCGUCAGACACUGAACCUAAUUAUGUACCAGAAGGUCAUGGAAUACGUCCAUUAGCGACAACUGAACCUGUUGAUGAGGCAUUAAUUGAAAAAUGUUACAACAGAGCAGCCGCAGCCAAAGUCAAUCACGACACGGUCGAAAAUGAUUUUUUGAAAAGUGAAUUGCGUACAAAUGUAGUAAAGUAG